Salvia miltiorrhiza (redroot sage) is the source of this 571-nucleotide messenger RNA. Its product is annotated as probable thionin-2.4. Gene Ontology annotation, biological process: defense response. The record is from RefSeq and is a predicted model, not a curated record. Bases 105 to 494 code for a protein of 129 amino acids. The transcript is spliced from 3 exons. Lineage: Eukaryota; Viridiplantae; Streptophyta; Magnoliopsida; Lamiales; Lamiaceae.
AGUGAAUCACACAACACCUAGUAUUUAAGUUGGAGUUUCAUCAACAUUUCUUCAAUACAAAUUAAUUCUCUAUAUUUUGUAAUACUCAAGAGAAGAUUAUAUCCAUGGAAGCUAAAAGUCUUAUUAUGAGUGCUCUUUUGGUGAGUCUUGUUUUGGGACGAAUUCAAGUUGAGGCGUCACAGACUCUUUGUUGCCCAACCCGCGUUGCCAGAGUUCUCUAUUAUGCGUGUUCCGUUAAGAACCGAAGCGUAGAAGAUUGUGAACAAAUGUCUGGAUGCAAACACGUUGAUGGGGAAUGUCCCCCUGGUUUGGUUAACGACAUUCUCGAAAACACUGCCAAUGAAUACUGCAAGUUGGGGUGUGCAUCCUCCGUGUGUGCUGCCAUAACCACUCUCCAAAAUUCAGAUGCAAGUGAAGUUGUGAAUGGAGCAGUUGAAAAAUGUAGGCAGGCAUGUUCUGCUUUCUGCACCAAAGCUGCAGUUGAAACUGCCUAAACAAGCACGCAUGCAUGUAUGUAUACCCACAUCGACAGUGGCGGAGUCAGGAUUUUUUUUGGGGGGGGGGGGCUGAA